CAUUCUUAUCUUUUGAUAUCACAUCUUGGAAGAUGCGCUUGAUUUACAUAUUACUUUAAGCUUAGAACAGUAUUUUUCAUCAAUCGCUACAAUUUUUAAAUUACGAUUUAAAGCAAAAUCUACAAUGGGUAAACUAUUUCGGUUUACACUCUGCUUGAUGGCCGGGACUUUGGUAUUGUGCCGUGGAACUACAACGUUUGAAAACAGCCCAGCAAAUCUAGAAGUUUUCAGUUCCGUAAAUGAUCAUCCUCUCCUCAAAGCCUUAGUCAAUAAAACAUAUAUUCCAGAAGAGAAUUCGUCUCAUCCAUCAUCGAUCGAUAGAACUGCAGUUUUAGCCACAAGAGGUUCGAUAACAGAUGCUAUUUUACAAUCAUUAACAUCCUUAUCAUCUUUUUUAAUUCCAUUUGUAAUUGCUGCUGUUACCUUAGCGCAAAGUAUUGUAACCCCUUUGUUGCUUUUGUUUGACUAUUUAGCAGAUUUGCCCAUUAUACAGUAUUUUGUGCCUUUACCAACGGUCAUUUUGGUAGGGCAAACAGUUUUAAACAUAACUAGCUUAACGUUAAGUAGUCUAAAUGAAGAAAAUAUUGUUAGCUUUACCAACAUUAUCCUUAACUUUCUCUAUAGCCUUUUUGAAUAAAUGUUAUUGAAUAAAUAGUUGAAAUGAUCGAUCAAUCGUAAUUUGUUAUGAAUAUAUGAUUCCUGCAGGAUGUUA
Molecule: messenger RNA, 712 nt
Organism: Dendroctonus ponderosae (mountain pine beetle)
Lineage: Eukaryota; Metazoa; Arthropoda; Insecta; Coleoptera; Curculionidae
Exons: 2
Coding region: 125-637 (170 amino acids)
Source: RefSeq, a predicted model, not a curated record